CGUUUCCGCUGUGUUUACAUCCUUGUACAGAAGAGCGCUAAAGUCAAGGCACGUUUGUUAGGGAGACGGGAGUAUUUGAAUUUCAAAGCAGCGCUCUGAGCGUGUCUCUGGGAUGUGUGGCCGCACAGCGUGCACGCUGGCCCCGGUCGAGGUGAGCGCUGCCUGUUCGUAUCGUGACCGGCAGGGCAGGAUCAGACGCCCGGCCUGGAGGGAUGGAGACCAGGAUAAGUACAGGCCUUCCUACAACAAGAGCCCGCAAAGCAGCAGCCCUGUGCUGGUAUCUCGCAGCCACUUCUGCAAGGGUGCUGCGAGUGAGGAGCGUGUGAUCGCAACCAUGCGCUGGGGCCUCGUCCCGUCCUGGUUCCAGGAGAGCGCCCCCUCAAAGAUGCAGUACAGCACCAGCAACUGCCGCAGUGAAGGGAUGAUGCAGAAAAAGUCCUACAAGGACCCUCUGUUAAGGGGGAAACGCUGUGUGAUCCUGGCUGACGGCUUCUAUGAGUGGAAGAGGCAGGACAAGGAGAAGCAGCCGUACUUCAUCUACUUCCCCCAGGCCACAAGGGACGAGGAAGAGGUACCGGGUGUGGAGGGAGAGAAUUCUGAGGAGUGGAGGGGCUGGAGGCUGCUCACAAUGGCCGGCCUCUUCGAUUGCUGGACCCCCCCAGGGGGAGGGGAGCCCCUGUACACCUACACCAUCAUCACUGUGGGGGCAUCCAGGGCAAUGGACUGGGUGCACGACAGAAUGCCUGCCAUCCUGGAUGGGGAGGAGGCAGUCGGGCAAUGGCUGGAUUUCGGAGCGGUCAAACCUCUUGAAGCGAUGAAGCUCAUUCACCCCACUGAAGCCCUCUGCCUUCACCCGGUCUCCAGCAUCGUCAACAACUCCAGAAACAACACCCCAGAGUGCAUCCAACCCAUUGAACUGGGGGUGAAGAAGGAAGCAAAGCCGUCCGCCAGCAGUAAAAUGAUGCUGAACUGGUUAAAAACUGAGUCUCCCAAGAAGGAAGGUGGCGCCACAGAGUCUCUGGCUAGUCCAUCUAAGAAGCAGCAGGAAGGGGGAGCGAAGAGGGGCAGUGAGGGGCUGAUGCAAGCCUGGCUCAGGAAAGCAGAGAGCUGUGAGCCUGUAAAGAAACCACGAACAAACUGACACACUGUGCUUGAGCUGCAUGAGCCAGUGCCGGGACCCUGGGACAGUGCGAGAGGACUGUACUGUCAAAGAGGCCUUUGCAUUGAAAGAGUGAGAUUGUGAUUUGAAAUAAGUCCUUAAUUUUGUUUGUGUCCCAUGUUUUCACUGCGGAGUUGAAUUUAAUUAUUAAAUGAUUAAAGGUUGCCAUAUCCAGUAACCAGAGCAGUAAA
Polyodon spathula (Mississippi paddlefish) is the source of this 1350-nucleotide messenger RNA. Its product is annotated as abasic site processing protein HMCES-like. Lineage: Eukaryota; Metazoa; Chordata; Actinopteri; Acipenseriformes; Polyodontidae. Gene Ontology annotation, molecular function: single-stranded DNA binding. Gene Ontology annotation, biological process: DNA damage response. The transcript has 7 exons. The record is from RefSeq and is a predicted model, not a curated record. The coding region runs from base 113 to 1141 and encodes 342 amino acids.